Molecule: messenger RNA, 483 nt
Organism: Heterobasidion irregulare TC 32-1
Lineage: Eukaryota; Fungi; Basidiomycota; Agaricomycetes; Russulales; Bondarzewiaceae
Exons: 4
Coding region: 1-483 (160 amino acids)
Source: RefSeq, a predicted model, not a curated record
AUGAGGUUCCACGAUUUCCCCGGCGGUCUCGACGAGCUUUCAAGCGACGAGAAGAUGUAUGUAGACAUCCUACUCGGUGAUGAGAUAUAUAUCAAUAUCGACAAAAAAUAUGACGACCUGGUUGAAUUGAUUCGAGGAUUCAAUAGGUUUCUUAGCCUCAAUUCCCCCUUUUCAUCAUCGAUCGAAUGUUCUGACGACUGUGGCGGGCUUUUUGGGCGCCUUUUCAACUUUCUCAACGGGUUGACCCUUGAAGAAUUUUGCGAGCUCUAUGUGACUUGGGAUAUAAAAAAACAGAACUGCGCUCUUGUGGUGAUUCAAUAUAAGCUCAUGCACGCUGUAUUCAACUCGAGUUGGACAAUUCGCAAAUGUCUUGAACUACUUAGCACCCGUAGAUUCAAUGACGAUGACAGAGACGCAGACAAGAUACUUCUUGGUCCUUUCCAUAGAGAGCUUCUUCAAGAGACAAACCAAAUUACCUACUGA